AUGCCGUGCGGCCGUUUAUUUUUUCUAAUAUUCCUUGCCUUAACAAUCGCCGAAUGUACAGGAAGCUUUGAAAAUCAACAUCAAAGUUGUGGUACUCUGUAAGCAGCAUUGUUCCAGUUAUUUUUCAUGCUUCCAGUUCCCCCACCUUCCAUUCCAUCCCUGUGUAUCGCUAUUUGUUGACUGAGGUAUGCGAUUUUUACAUUUGGAAAUACCGUUACGGAGAUCAGAGCAUGUCACAGUAUGACGAGGCAUAUAAAUAUUAUGUGGGGAGAGACGGACCGUGCAGGGCAAACAAUGUGAAUUUAAUCAUCGGAAGACAAAACGCAAUCCAUUUUAUCAUCAGGAAGGAUGGCGAAAACUUGUUCUAUCUGUACGUAUGCCAUCAUUUGUACACUAAAAUUUUUGGGUCAACAAUAAUCGAGAAAUUAGCCCCUUAAAAAUCCCCGCUAUUUUUGCUGAAAAAGGGAGUACCUCUUUCCCGUUAUUACAUUUUUAUUUUUAGAAUUCGCCCCAAAGAUCUCCCAUCAGAAGAAGGAGAUGUUUUCCAUCGCCACUUGGAAACCAAUGCCGCUGAAUUUGCCCUCGCCUUUGACUAUCAAUUUGAAGAUUGUUAUGAGAUGAGCAGGACCACGAGAAGAUCUACUCUUCGAUGUUAUUAUUGGGACGGUCAGAAAAGACUCUUCAGAAUUGAUGUUCAUCUUAUAUGUAAAAGCAAAAAUGUUUGCAGAGUGUAAGUUUAUGCGAGUUUAAUGUGAUUUUAUCAUCUUUUCAGAACAACAUCUCAUCAGACUCAGCUCACCGAUCAGAAUAAUGUGGCCCACAAAUUAUUUGUCCAGUCUGUUAAUAAUCAGACUGUAAUAUACUUUUUCACUUCACAGUUCAAACAAUAUAUCCAAAGGUAUAUUGAAGGAUCAGUGCUGACUCAUUUGACGCAACAUUCCAUCCAUAAAAUAAGUGAUGGAUACAAAAUGAAAAAGUUUUUGAACGUGGGAAGUGAUGUGGUGAUCACUGUGGAGUGCAGGGAGGACAUGGGAAACUGCAGUUAUUAUGUCAAUACUGUGUCCGAUGUAAGAGCUUAUAUGUAUAUUCUUCGGCAUGUGAAUAAUGGUCGGAGUGUCGUGAUAAUUUUUUUUUUCGAUUUAUAAAAAUUAUACGAUCUUUUAGCUUGAUAUUUGCUGAAUUUCGGAGAUUUUGUUACCAAAAGUUGUGGAUGGAAUUUCUACAGAAUCUGUAAAUUUAUUUUUUAGCAAUCGGGCUCCGACACCACCUGUCUCUUCCACCUGGACCGUUUCAUUGUCACUGGAUUCACCCGCCUUGUUCCCCCCUCCUUAUUACACGUCCCCAAACGUCGAUUAUCCCCGACCAUUCCCUGGAAGAGGGAGCCAAGUCCUGAUUUUUAUUUCCAUGUCUACUUUUUGGCUUCAUACACUGUCUUCGCAAUGUUGUUGAUGCUGUCAUUGGAUGUGGCGACUCAGUUGAGAAGGAAAAAGAUGAAUAAAAUGUUCAAAGAAAUGAAAAGAUUCUUUAAAGAUUAUAAUGUGAUGAUUCCGAAGAGAGAGGAGGUCCAAGAUGUGUAUAAAAACGGAUUGGUCCGGGAUCUCAAGGAUUAUCAGAUGGAAUUCAAGGAGAAACUGGGCAUCGUUGGUAAGGAUACUGUAGCAGAUGAUGACUUUAUGGAUAAAAUUAAAAAUAUUUUGUGUUUUUUAGAGGAAGAUCCAUUCGAAGUGAAGCGUUUAAAACCAGAAAGAUCUUACGAUGACAUUACCAAUUACACCUUGUAG
Molecule: messenger RNA, 1781 nt
Organism: Bursaphelenchus xylophilus (pine wood nematode)
Lineage: Eukaryota; Metazoa; Nematoda; Chromadorea; Rhabditida; Aphelenchoididae
Source: the annotation of a GenBank genome assembly